Messenger RNA from Notolabrus celidotus (New Zealand spotty), 795 nucleotides. It is a transcript of the gene apoc2, whose product is annotated as apolipoprotein C-II. Gene Ontology annotation, cellular component: chylomicron. Lineage: Eukaryota; Metazoa; Chordata; Actinopteri; Labriformes; Labridae. The record is from RefSeq and is a predicted model, not a curated record. Gene Ontology annotation, biological process: lipid transport; lipid metabolic process. Gene Ontology annotation, molecular function: enzyme activator activity.
AUUUGCUGCAUUUGAUGUUUCUGAUGAACUGAAGGAUUCAGUGUUCCUUAAAAGGGUACAGGUUACACCAUGAAUAAGCUGCUGGUUAUCACUGUGCUGGUUGCACUCCUCGCGCUCAGCGCUGAGAGCUUCCGUAUGCCAAGGCAGGUUGAAGAGGAGAAGGGCACCCUCACCAAGUUGACUGACACUGUCAAGUCUUACUACAACAGCACCGUCAACACAGCUAGCGGAUACUUGGGCAUCAAGGGCCUGAAGCUGGAGGAGAAAGCACAGAACCUCUACACUGACACCACCACAGCUGUGUCCACCUAUGCUGGCAUCAUGAACGACCAGAUUUACUACUUCUUUUAUCCCCAGUAGAAAAUAAAAAACUAAUUUCCAGUAACAUCGGUUACUUUUUGAACAGCGCAAGAACUUUUAAGCUUCAUGCAUCGAGGCCAAAAAACGGGCAUUUCACAUUCUGGUCGUAUCAACACUCACCCGACACCUCAAUCUUCAACAGCAGCGGCAGCAGCAGCUCUUUGUGGCUCUUUCUUUGGUGGUAAACGAUGAUAACUACGCAGCAGAGACUGUCAUCCCUUGAAGAAAACAACAACAAACAGAGGAUCUGGACAGAAUAACAAGCAAAGGAACACAAAGCACCUUGUCCAGCUAUACAUCUCCAAGGACAGAAUUAGAAACCAACCAGUCAUGAAAAGAAUGAAGAAAGAAUUAAAUUAUGUUCAUACACCUACUGUUUCCUCUGACGGUCAUCUCACCUCUGGAUGAAUUUAAAUAUUUAUGUCAUACCUUGAA